Molecule: messenger RNA, 3421 nt
Organism: Melospiza melodia melodia
Lineage: Eukaryota; Metazoa; Chordata; Aves; Passeriformes; Passerellidae
Gene: GPR137C
Product: G protein-coupled receptor 137C
Exons: 7
Coding region: 53-1195 (380 amino acids)
Biological process (GO): positive regulation of TORC1 signaling
Cellular component (GO): lysosomal membrane
Source: RefSeq, a predicted model, not a curated record
CCAGCCGGGGCUGAGGGAAGGCAGGGAGGGGGUCGGUGCCUCCCGCUGCCCCAUGGCCCUCGCUGAGGGGGCAGCCGUGCCCUACGCCGUGGAGCUGGGGCUCACCGUGCUCCACACGGCGCUCUACGCCGCGCUCUUCCUCUUCGCCUACCUGCAGCUCUGGCUGCUGCUCUACUACCGCGAGCGGCGGCUGAGUUACCACACGCUCUGCCUCUUCCUCUGCCUGCUCUGGGCAGCCCUCAGGACCACCCUGUUCUCCUUCUACCUGCAGAAUUCCCUGCAGGCCCUCCGCCUCCAGCAACCCUUCGCCCACUGGCUCCUGUACUGCCUGCCCGGCUGCCUCCUCUUCUCCAGCCUCUGCCUCCUCAACCUCUAUUUCGCCGAGGUCAUCUUCAAAGUGAAAUGUGCAGCUGAAUUCAACAAGUACAAGGUCCUGCUGUACCUGGGCUCCAUCCUCACCAGCCUCCUGUUCCUGGUUGUGAAUUUAACCUGUGCAAUGCUGAUCCAUGGAGAGGUCCCAGAGAAGCAGCUCAGGUGGACAGUCCUGGCCCGGGCUCUGGUCAAUGACAGCCUCUUCAUCCUCUGUGCCAUCUCCCUGGCCUGCUGCAUGUGCAAACUGGGAAAGAUGUCUUCAGCCAAUGUCUACCUCGAGUCCAAGGGAACAUCUGUCUGCCAGGCUAUUCUGGUGGGAUCUGUAGUGGCCCUCCUGUAUUCCUCAAGGGCUUGCUAUAACCUGGUAGCUGUGGCCAUAUCUCCAGACAAUGUUCCUGGUCCUUUUAACUAUGGCUGGGACAACCUUUCAGACAAGGUGCACGUGGAGGUGAGCAGUGAGGAGUACGUGGUGUUUGGAGUGGUCCUGUUCCUCUGGGAGCUGGUGCCAACCACGUUCGUGGUGCUGUUCUUCCGCGCCCAGAGACUGAGCCAGAACCUGACUCCAGCAGGGAUGGUCAACAGCCACAGCUACAGCUCCAGGGCCUAUUUCUUUGACAAUCCCAGGCGCUACGACAGCGACGAUGACUUGUCACGGCUCGGGGCCAGGGAAGGAGGCUUGGCCACCCCUCAGUGCUCGGGCUGCUACGGUUCCCUGGCUGGCACCGAGGGCGCCGCGGACAGCGCGCCCUUGCUCUGCGCCGCCGGCGGCUCGGAGAGCAACCAGCACCAGCACGGCUCCCACACAGCUGCCCCACACAGCUGAGGAGGCUCCCUCUCUCUUCCCAGAGUGGCACUCGUGUAUAGGAUUGUAACCUGGUUUUUCCUCUUGUCCUCCUCUCCCCCUGAAGCAUUAACUCAUGACACAAACAUUCCACUACUGCCGCAGGCGUGCGGGACCCAGCCCGGCGCUGCGGGCACUGCAGUCAGAGAACUGUGACUUUAAGGUACCAUGUAGCAAAGUGAAGCUGAACUCUCUGGAAGCUUUUUUUUUUGGUUUUUUUUUUUUUUUUUCUUGGUCUGGUCUUCAAGAUGUUGGCAGCUAAAUGCACCAGAGCUUCCUCACUAGAAAAGAAACAUCAAAUGCAUAUUUGCACUUUUAUCUGCACACUUGGAAGGAACGGAUCUGGCUCGGGCCGUGCGUGGCCUGAGACUGUUCUAGUUACUGUUUUAAUUGCACAUCCAGAGCUGGGAGAGGCGCUGUCUUCUGCAGAGAUGUGUUCCCUGAAGGACUCUGCAUCCUGCCUCCCUGGGAGCUCUGUCUGGGCAGGGCCCCCGUGCUGGGUGCUGGAGUUUUCUGUGCCAUAUUCCCACCUGGCAGGGCUGGGUGAGCCCUGGGGCUCGGGGGCUCUUGCCCUGCCUGCUGUCCCACCUGGGCCUGUGGCUCAGAGCUGAGGGAGGCCACUGCUCCUGCUGGCCCGUGGCACGGGGACAGGGCUGCCUUGUCCCUGCAGGGGGAGGCUGGAGCUGCCUCAGCAGGAGUGUGUGUGCAGGAGUGUGUGUGAAUCCGGGGCUGCUGCACCCCCUGGGUGCUGGGGGCAGCCCUGCUCCCCCUCCUCCUCACCCACAGUGGGGCUCCCCUCGUCCCCCUCAGUAUUAAAUUGCAUUGAGCAGAUAACCAAGAGUUUGAACCUGAAGUGAAUGUGAACUGCUGGGUCCCCACUGAGGUGCAGGGGGUGUGUGGCUGCCUGUGGAACGUUGCUGUUGCUGAAGGAAGGGGCAGAAACCACAGGGAUGUGAUCCUUGUGCUCCUUACUCUGCCCUCCCCAUGGACCUGGGGCAGGGUGGGAGUGCUGGGCCAGGCUGGGACAGGUCCCUCUGUCUCUCCUUAACCAAAACAGCCAAGUUUGACCUGGCCUGGGCUCUUUGGAGAUGAGGCUUGGUGUUAUUCCUGGGGCUGAGCAGAGCAGCUUUGGCUGAAGGCUCUGGUGCAGGGAGGGAGCUGCUCUGACCAUGGGGCACAUCCACCCUGGGCCUGCUUUCAACCUGCCCCGUGCUGCUGCAGCCCUGCUGUGACACUGGGGACAGGGAAUGCUGUGCUGGGACAGCACCUGGGAGCUGUGAGAGCAACCCCAGCCCUGGGGCACCCUCCCCUCCCCAGCCUGGCCCCCUCAGCCCUGGGGCUGUGCUGAGCUCGGUGUCACCUGUGUGUCCCUGUGUGUGCCCUGUGCUCCCCCUGCCCAGCAGAGCAGCCACUCCUGGCUCUUUGUGGAGAAGGCAAAGAUGGGGGCUCUGAGCACAGCCCUGAGCCAGAGCCCCACAGCUGCUCCCCUGUGUCCUGGCAGGAACAGGCUGCUCCAUCUCAACCCCUGCUUGGCUCAUGGCAGAGCUGGUCAAGGGCCUGGCACUGCCACCCUUCCUCCUGCUCCCAUGAGCCUCCAAAGACAGCAAGUGACACUCGUGGCCCCUGUUCUUGCUUAAAUUCCAAAGCACUAGGAGCACUUUAAGUUUUACUUUGGAGGGAAAGGAGUGUAGUGCAAAAAAAAAAAAAAAAAAAAAAAAAAAAGAAAAAAAAAAAGAAAAAUUAAAAAAAAACUCUACAAAAUCCAAGGGCUACAGGCUCAUUGUUCCUCUUGCACUGAAGCACACAGCCACACUAUGAUCUUCCUGGGGUUUUGGGAGGGCAGGUCAGGGCAGUGAGCCUCGUUGCUGAUGGGUUUGGGGGUUUUCUCCUCUGUCUGGACUGACAGCUCCUGCUGGGGCUGCUCCUGUGUUUUACUGAACUCAUUUAUAGCUCAGAAGUUACAAGGACUUUUUUAAUGCAUAGUUGCCUUUCAUUAAACUUUCUUUUGGGUUUGUUUUUUUUUUUUUUUUUUUUUUUUUGUGGGGUUGUUUUUUGGGGUUUCUUUUUGGUAUGGUUUAACAGUGUUCUGGCUUUGCAGGUGGGCAGCAGCUGCUGCCCCAGGAGCUGUGGCCAAUGAAUGUACCUAUUUGUUCUUCACUAAACUGUAACCAAGCACUACUCUGUUGAAAUAAAUUAAAAUAAAAAAGA